Molecule: messenger RNA, 702 nt
Organism: Trichoderma reesei QM6a
Lineage: Eukaryota; Fungi; Ascomycota; Sordariomycetes; Hypocreales; Hypocreaceae
Exons: 4
Coding region: 1-702 (233 amino acids)
Biological process (GO): protein depalmitoylation
Cellular component (GO): cytoplasm
Molecular function (GO): palmitoyl-(protein) hydrolase activity; carboxylic ester hydrolase activity
Source: RefSeq, a predicted model, not a curated record
AUGCCGGGCAAGGGUAAAGAAGUAGCUCUCCGGACAGACCCCGUCGUCGUCGAACCCUUAAGUGAGCACACGGCGACGGUCAUCUUCCUCCACGGUCCCGGCGACACCCCAGAGAUUCUUUCCGGGCCAGUCGAGCAUUGGAGGGGCAAUGGCCAAGUCGACCAUGUCAAGUUUGUGCUCCCGUAUGCGCCGGUGAUUCCUCUCACAGCGAAGGGGGGAGUGUCUAUGCCUGCGUGGUUUGAUAUAGUAAGUCUUCCUCCCGCUGCCGACGAGGACGUAGCCGGCAUCUUUGCCAGCAGAGACUACAUCCAGAGCCUCAUCACGGACGAGAUCAGCGCCGGGACACCAGCAGAGCGCAUCCUGCUCGCCGGCUUCUCGCAGGGCGGCGCGGUGGCCGUUCUCGCGGGCCUGACGUACCCCAAGAGCCUUGCCGGCAUCGCGCUGCUCUCGGGGUGGCUCCCGCUCAUCGACAGCUUCAGGGACUACAUGCCCGAAGAAAAUGCAAACAAGGAGACGCCCAUUUUCCUGGGCCACGGCAUGGAAGACCGGACGGUGACGCUGGAGAUGGCGAAGAAGAGCCGGGAUGCGCUGACGGGGAUGGGCUUUGCAAUCUCGUGGGAUGUAUAUCCCGGACUGGGUCAUGCGACUUGCGAGGACGAGCUGGAUGAUGUCGAGGCCUUUAUCGACGAGCAGCUGUCCUGA